Pieris macdunnoughi is the source of this 363-nucleotide messenger RNA. The record is from the annotation of a GenBank genome assembly. NCBI's taxonomy places the organism in Eukaryota, Metazoa, Arthropoda, Insecta, Lepidoptera, Pieridae.
AUGCAAACUACAGCAGAUCAUUCUGUACUACCACCUAAGUUUUCAGCUGGACCUAAAGGUGUGGGUGAUCCUAACGAUAAAAGUUUAAGGAAAGUAGAAACAGAAGUCUUAAUACCCAAACUUAUGAGGGAAAAAGCAAAAGCUGAAAAGUGUGUAGAAGAAGUCUCACAAUUUAAUGAAUGUUGCAAAAAUUCAUCAAUAUUUAUGGUUUAUAAGUGUCAAAAUGAAAACAAUACAAUGAAAACAUGCUUAGGAAAUUGGUAUAAAAAUGAAGAGUUCAAAAAAAUAUGCACAGAAGAAUAUCUAAAAAAACGUAGUGAAUAUCGAAGAACAGGAAGUAAAAACCCAAUAAAGAGGGCAUAA